This is a messenger RNA of Manihot esculenta (cassava), 1540 nucleotides long. Its product is annotated as probable disease resistance protein At1g61310. Gene Ontology annotation, molecular function: ATP hydrolysis activity; ADP binding. The record is from RefSeq and is a predicted model, not a curated record. The transcript has a single exon. Bases 252 to 1505 code for a protein of 417 amino acids. Lineage: Eukaryota; Viridiplantae; Streptophyta; Magnoliopsida; Malpighiales; Euphorbiaceae.
UUCCCCCACCCUUGUAUUCAGUAGUCACCAACCUUUACUCAUCCAUAACCAUCGCUCCUCCAUCUCUCUGUUAGUUCUCUGCUUCCUCUCCUCAUUUGGCUCUCUAAUUCUUUAGCGACUGUUUUUCUGUUGAUUUCAGCAGUCCUUUCUUGUCUUUAUUUUCUUUUAUCUUGUUCUACUCUGAUUUCUUGGUUUAUUUUGUUUUUGCUCUGAGAUUUCAAAAAAAAAUCAAAAAAAUCAAAAAAAUCAAAAUGGUUCUCGAUAUCUUUAUCUCCAUCUUCACUGAGGUCAUUAAAGAACCCAUCAUGGAAUUUGUUGUCGUCCCAAUCAAACGACAUAUCAGCUACCCUUUCACCUACAAGAGCAAGGUUGAGAAACUCCAUCAUGAGUCUGAGAAAAUGAAGAACAGAACAGUCAAGUUGCAGCAAGCUGUUGAGGAGGCUACAAGGAAAGGGGAAGAGAUCUAUGAAAGUGUCAACAAGUGGCUGAACGAUGCAGGCAAAGCUAUUGAAGAAGCUGAGGAAUGUAUCAAAGGCGAAGAACAAGCGAAAAAGAGGUGUUUCGUUGGAUUAUGUCCUGAUUUGAAGACACGCUAUCAGCUUAGCAAGAAAGCAGAGAAGAAAGCUCUGGCAAUUCAUGAGCUUGCGAUUGAAGAAGACCAUAAUCCAAUUUCCUUCCUUCCCCCUCUACAGCAGAUAGUUGCCCCGUCAGUAUAUGCUCGUGAGGGCUUGAAUUCAAGAGAGUUGUUCUUGGAGAAAGUUAUGGAUGCACUAUUAGAUCCAGAUCUUAAUAUGAUCGGGGUGUAUGGACUUGGAGGUGUGGGUAAGACCACCCUAGCAAAACAGGUCCAUAGAAAAGCUAUAGAAGAGAAACUGUUCGACGUCGUGGCUAUGGUUGCUGUAAAUCAAACACCAGAACUCCGAAGAAUUCAAUCGGAGAUCGCUGAUAUCCUGGGCUUGAAAUUUGAUGUGGAGGAAAUACCUGGAAGAGCUAAUCGGCUAUAUGAGAGGUUGAAGAAAGAGUUGGAGAAAGAGAAGAAGAAGGUACUUAUAAUUCUUGAUGAUAUUUGGAAAAAACUUGAUUUAAAUGCAGUAGGAAUUCCCUUUGGAGAUGGUUUCAAAGGAUGCAAAAUACUUCUCACCUCAAGGAAACAAGAUGUGUUAUCUUGCGAGAUGGGCACACAGAAAGAAUUCAAGCUUGACGUUCUACAGGACGAAGAGGCCCGGAGUUUGUUUGAAAUAUCUGUAGCAGGUGCUAAAGAUUCGGAAUUGCCCCCUAUCGCCGCAGAAAUUGCUAAAAAGUGUGCAGGAUUGCCUCUUCUACUGCUCACAGUGGCGACAGACUUGAGAAAUAGAGAGUUAUACGCGUGGAAUGAUAAGCUGAAACGCUAUCCGAGUUUGACAACGAAGAAAUAUAUUCGAAAGUGCACGCGACUCUGGAGUCAAGCUACAAUAAUUUGUGUAGCAAUGAAGUCAAGUCGUUUUUCUUGCUUUGUGGUCUGUUAGGACAAUCUAAUAUUGCAAUCCAGUCCUUGCUGAAA